AACGACGGGUACGACAAUUACGUAGAGGAAGUGUUUUAAACCAUAUCGGCUGGGUUAAUAAGGGUUCGAUUGAUAUUCGCGGACGCUCAGUUGUUCUUGAACGAUUCGGGUGUAAACACCUACCAAGUGCCAUAUAGUGCCUGAUGGUUGUAACUGAACUGUGAUCUAUAGUUAGAAUACUUGACUGUGAAGUAAAAUGAAGGCAGUUGUGCUUGCAAAAUGUUAUCUGACCUUAAUCGUUCUAGUCAUCGGGAAUCCUUUGCAUUAUGACAAGUCAACAGUAGUGGUAAAUAAAGUGGAUUUUAUGGAUUCUAUGAUCGAUCAUAGUAGGAUUAGCAACUUGUUGGAUACCAAUAUGCCAGAACAGAAUGUAACAGAAACUGUUCCUGUGAGUAGAGCAGAAAAUGAAAUUGCAGAUAUAGGUACAGAUGAUGUGCAGCGAAACGAAUAUGAUUCCAAAAAAAGUGCUGUCGAUUGGCAAACCACGCCUGAUGUUUUAAAAACGAGUAGCAGUAAAAGACCUUUGGCUGCCAGUAUGGACAACCUUACAGGAGAUACUGAGAAUCAGUUAUCUAAUAAUGCAUCAUUAUACAGUACAGAAAAACCAAUAAUCACUUUCGAGGCUAGCAGUACUACGCAGAGUGUUGAAACUACUACUACAAAUACGAAAAAUUCUUCGGUUGUUGAACUUUCAUCAAGCACUAGAGAACCUCUUACAAGCGAAGCGGUGACUAUUGCCAACAAAGAUAACGCUGGUACGGGAAGUUCUACAACCGUUGAAGACUCAUCGAGCACUGAUGGAACCUUAGUUAAUGCCGCAGAAUCAACCACAACUGAAACAGGAAUAUCGAUUACUACUGAACUUAUUACUACCACAGACGCUCAAUCAUCCAGUGGCAGUUCUUCGACCGUUGAGCACUCGUCUACUGCCACUGAAGAUCAUAUUAAUACAGAAAAUUCUUCAAACUCGUUAAGCACUGAUGAAACCACAGCCAGUAUUACAGCAUCAAUAACAACGGAAACUGUGAUUACGACUACUACUGAGCUUCUAACUACCACGGAAGAUUACACAACAACAGAAAGCACUUUAAUCAUUGAAAAUACAUCGAGCACCAAAAAACCUACAACAACUGAAGUAGAGACCACAGGAGAUAAUACGGGUACAGAAAGUUCUUCAACCGUUGAACAAUCAUCCAGCACUGACGGAACCUCAAGCAGUACCAUAGAAUCUACAACAACUGAAACUGGCGUGACGACUACUACGGAAGUUCAAGCAACUACAGGAAGUUCUUCGUCUGUUGAAAGUUCAUCAAGCACCGCAGAGUUAACAACAAACGAAGUAGUGACUAGUUCUACUGGUACAGAAACUUCGUCAACUGUUGAUCUUUCGUCGAGCACAGAAGAAACCACAAUAAACCCAGCAGAACCAACAACCGAAGGGGUGAUAACAUCCACUACUGACCUAAUUACUACCACGGAAGCUCAAGCAACUACUAGUAGUUCUUCAACCGUUGAACAAUCGUCCAGCUCUGAUGGAACCUCAAGCAGUACUGUAGAAUCAACAACAACAGAAAUUGGCGUAACGACUACUACGGAAGUUCAAGCAACUACAGGAAGUUCUUUGUCUGUUGAAAGUACAUCAAGCACCGCAGAGUCAACAACAAUCGAACCAGUAACUACCUCUACUGGCACAGAAGCUUCGUCAACUGUUGAUCAUUUGUCAAGCACAGAAGAAACCACCGUAAGCCCAGCAGAACCAACAACCGAAGUGGUAAUAACAUCCACUACUGAUCUAAUUACUACCACGGAAGCUCAAGCAACUACUACUAGUUCUUCAACCGUUGAACAAUCGUCCAGUUCUGAUGGAACGUCAAGCAGUACUGUAGAAUCAACAACAACUGAAACUGCCAUAACGACUACUACGGUACCCAUAACUACCACGGAAGUUCAAGCAACUACGGGAAGCUCUUCGACUGUUGAAAGCUCACCAAGCACUACCGAAUCAACAACAAACGAAGCAGUAACCAGUUCUACUGCUACAGAAGCUACCACAGAAGCUCAAGCAACCACUAGUAGUUCUUCGACCGUUGAACUUUCGUCGAGCACUGAUGGAACCUCAAGCAGUACCGUUGAAUCAACAACACCGGAAACUGGCAUAACGACUACUAUCACAUCCAUAACUAGCGAGUCGACAACAAACGAAGCAGUGACUACUCCUACUGGAACAGAAAUUUCAUCAACUGUUGAUCAUUCGUCAAGCACAGAAGAAACCACAGUAAGCACCAUAGAGCCAACAACAACCCAAGUGGUGAUAACAACCACUACUGGUCUGAUUACUACCACGGCAGCUCAAGCCACCACUGAUAGUUCUUCAACUGUUGAACAUUCGUCCAGCACUGAUGUAACUUCAAGCAGUCCUGUAGAAUCAACAACAACUGUAACUGCCAUAACGACUACUCCGGCACCCAUAACUACUACAGAAAUUCUAACAACUACGGGAAGUUCGACUGUUGAAAGUUCGUCAAGCACCCCAGAGUCAACAACAACUGGUGCGGCGUCGACGGCUACCACAGCAGGAUAUACAACUACGGAAAUGUCUACAACUGCUACAGAAGAACCGACCACUACAACCUCUCCUGAAGUUACUACCAACAAACCUCCCACCACUACCUCCGUUGGCUCUACAAGCACUCAAACCAUUCCGAGUACAACAACUGAAAGUUCAACUGCAACUGUUACUGUGGCAAGUGUUAUCAGUGUGCUACUCGGUUCACUGCUUGUUUCGUUUCGGAUUACAGGUUAAUGCUGGCAGCAAGUGUACACGGUUCAGCGGAAAAUCUAGUUAAAAUAAUCAGAAAUAUAUGAAAACAACUUGUAUAUAGGAUGAAACUAUUCAAAAUUCUCUUAAAGUGCAAAAACUCAAGAAAAAAAUUGUAUUUUUUUUUUAAUUUAUUGCAGAAACUAAACUGUCUUUUCUUAGCUAACGAUAAGCAACUUCUUAAAUAAAAAUGAUUAAAAAUCUGGGUGUGGUGAUUUACAAGGAUUUUUGAUAGUUUCAGCAGUGUAGUGUAGUUAGUACGUUCACCGUGUGACCUAGUGCUCAUUACUGUUCUCCAAGCAAUCAACAAUGUUUCUUUAUCUGAAGAAUAUUUUGUUAACUGUUAUUUCUAAAGAACCCUAUUGUAGAUCAGUAAUUUACUAGUAGUGCAAUACCUGUGUAGUAAUAAAAAUGAUGCCAGUUAUAUUAAACAAUAAACUCUGAUAAGAACCAAUUCUGACUCGACUGCUCAUAGUUGUACCGGAACAGUUGCGGUGAAAUAAUGGGUACUUGAAGAACGAUGAUUGCGAAUGCGGUGUUGAACACGUUGUACUUUAUUAGUUUAGGUGGUUUAAUGACCUCAUAUAACUACUACUUAUUUUGGUUUGCCUCCUUCUGGUAUGAAGUUUGUGAAAAACCUCUUUCGAUGUUGUUGGUUGUUUGCUAUUUGGAAUGCUGAACGAUAAGCGGAUUGCUUGCAAUAAAUAUUUCAUCAUUAGACCUUUACUGUUUUCUGUAAAAAUCGUAGUGAAUUAAAUCAAAUAACGUUUUGUACUUGCUUGGUCCACCACAAUAUAUCUAACUAUUGGUAGCAGUGGUCAUAAGGUACUUGCUUGUACAUUAUGCAAUGUUAUUUCGAGAAAAAAGACAAGUUAGUCAGCUGUUAAUUAUCCUACUAGUAACAGUAAGGAUGGGAAAGGUAUCAGUAUUUACUUAUAGGUACCAGCCGAGAGAAAGGAGACAACGGGAUUUGUUCACGACCAGACAAAUGUCAGCGAGAGCCUGUCAAGAAAUUUCGAUAACUGUAAUGAAAUAAACCUGAAAUAAUUUCUUUUGAAGGAAUGUUUGAAUAUAUCGUUCUGAACAAAAUGAACAACUUGCCGAAUGAAGCAAUGAACCCAAUAGUAUUUGUUACAUAGAAAUAAGAAUGUUCUGUUUGUUUCUUAUAGCACUACGUAAUUUUUAUGGAGAGUACCUAGAUGGUGGCGUUACGUUACAAAGCGGAGAGAGGAGGUAAAAAAAUUGUAAUUUAGCGUUUGUUAUAAUAGAUGUCGCCUAAGAGGAGUAUCAUAGUUGUUGCACAUUCUAACGGAUGUUUUUUACAAGAUAGUUUGAAAAAUACAUCUAAAAAGUUAGUUAUUGAUUAUGUUGAUAGUUAUCCGUAACGAUUCAAGCGAUAGUUUCUAUCACUGCGGCUGGUAAUGAAAAAUAGUAUUCUUAGCUGCAUUGGUACAACUUAUAUUGUAUUUAUGUACAUAGAAAUCUAAAAAUAUACUCGUCAUACGAAA
Molecule: messenger RNA, 4326 nt
Organism: Wyeomyia smithii (pitcher-plant mosquito)
Lineage: Eukaryota; Metazoa; Arthropoda; Insecta; Diptera; Culicidae
Product: mucin-2-like
Exons: 2
Coding region: 197-2803 (868 amino acids)
Source: RefSeq, a predicted model, not a curated record